GUUGUUUAUUUAGAAUGAUCAUCGAGAUGGAAAUGAAAGCGAAAUAAAUAGUGUGAAUUAAUUGGUCCUCGGCAUUGAAAGCACUAUGUUGCCCUUUUUCUCGAGUAGCAUCGCGAAGAUGCAUUAUAUUAUAUAAGAAAAAAAAUCUACUUGCAAGGAACCGUGGAGCGCAAAGAGAUGUUCAUAAGUAUCUACUGAAAAAGUUUUGGAAAUUAAAUGGCUCAAGUUUUGAAAUGCCUGUUUUCGGGUCGUCCUCCUAGGCGAUACUUCAGCUCAGUGAUUGGGAAUACGACUCAAACGGCCCGAGUUGUAAUAGCCGGGGCUGGACUGCUGGGUAAUUCGGUGGCCUUUCAUCUUACCGAACAUGGGUGGAAUAACGUAAUUGUGCUGGACCAACAUAAGGUUGGUAGUGGUACUUCAGAAUUCGGUUCCGGUACCAUCGGGUUGUUCAAACCAACACCUGAGAAAAAUAUCAUCCUGGAAAGCGUUAAGCUGUACGAGAGAUUGGAACGAGCAGGUCAUAGCGUGGGUUUGCAAAAGUGUGGUAGCUUGAAUUUGGCUCAAACUCAUGAUAGAGAGAUUGCGUUGAAGCGUCGAAUCGCGUAUAAUGUUCCGUCCGGUUUGUUCUGCGAGUUCAUCGAUGCUGAAGCAACGAAAAAACUACACCCUCUACUGAAUGUGGACGAUAUUCAGGGCGCAGUAUAUGUCCCAGAUGAUUGCGUGGCUGAUCCGGCGUUGGUACUACAAGUAUUGGUAAAGUUGGCAAAAAAACAAGGCGUUAAGUAUUUCGAGGAGUGUCAAGUCAAAUUUGUAAACACGAAAGGUGGUCGUGUGGAAAGUGUUGAAACCGACAUUGGUACAAUCAAAUGCGAAUACUUUAUAAACUGUUGCGGAAUGUGGGCUCGUGAUUUGGGAUUGAGAUGUAAGAGACCCGUCAGCAUACCUGCUUAUCCUGCUCAACACUUUUACGCUUUAACAACUAAUCUGCAAUUGACGAACGAAGAUCUUCUACCUUGUGUUAGAGAUUUCGAUUCAAAUCUUUACGCAAGACAGCUCAAUGAUGAAAUGUUAGUUGGUUGGUUCGAAAAAGAGGCAAAACCAGCAUUCGAGAAUAUCAAAGACAUUCCCAAAAAAUGGAAAGGCCAUUUGCAACAAAAUUUAUCUGGUCACUGCUCUGCACUUUGGGAAAGAGCUAUGGACAGAAUUCCACUACUGCGAGACAACCCCGAUCCCAUGGUCACCAACAGUCCUGAUAACUUUACCCCAGAUGGUCGCUUAAUAUUCGGAGAAACUGCUGAAGUGAAAAAUUAUUAUGUUGCCUGUGGAAUGAACGGUAAUCCACUCCAGGGCUCGGGAGGUGUAGGGAAAGCUCUUGCCGAAUGGGUAGUUAGCGGCAGUCCUUCCAUAGAAAUGUUACCAUUCAAUGUGCAAAGAUUUCUCAGCUUGCACAACAAUCGGCAAUACUUGCAGCAACGAAUCCGAGAAGUUGUAGGGCGACAGUACGCAAUUCUUUAUCCGAACCAGAGUGAGUAUAAGUUUUCUCGAAAGCUUAGAUGUUCACCAUUGUACAGCGUCCUGGAGUCCAGGGGAGCAGUUUUCGGAACCAAAAUGGCCUACGAACGUGCGUUGUAUUUCGAUACUGAUUUUAAAAGGGGAGCUCCUUUGCCAACCUUGCCAAAUGGGAGUUUUUAUAAGCCCAAAUUCUUCAACUUCAUGCAAAAAGAAUACUACGCAUGUGCUCAGCAUGUGGGAAUCAUCGACAUAUCAUCGUUCUCUAAAAUUGAAAUUAUGCCUGGAGUACGUCGUCAGGGUAACAGCGUUCUAGAUUACCUACAGAAGAUGUGUACCAAUGAUAUAAACAUCGAAAUCGGCCACAUAGUCCAUACCGGAAUGCUGAACGAACGAGGUGGUUACGAAAACGAUUGCAUGCUGAUCCGGCAGAGCAGUGACCACUAUUUCAUGAUAUCGCCUUCAUCCCAGCAAACCCGGAUAUACGAAUGGAUGUCUCGGAAUCUGCCCCAGGACGCCACUGUCAAGUUGAACGAUGUCACCUCGAUGUACACGGUGCUGAAUGUGGUGGGACCCAAAUCGACGCAGCUGAUGAGUGAGCUGUCCAAUUCGAACGUGAAACUUCAACCGUUCACUUACCGGAAGUUGAAUAUCGGUUACGCCAGUGACGUGAUGAUCAUGUCCUUUACACACACCGGCAUGCCAGGGUACUGUCUGUAUAUCCCAUCGGAAUAUGCCCUUCACGUGUACGAUCGUUUAAUGACCGUGGGUCGCGACUAUGGGGUACGUGAUGUCGGUACAUUAACGCAACGAUUUUUGAGAAUCGACAAGUUUAUUCCGUUCUGGGGAGACGAGCUAACGAGCAUGACAACGCCCUUGGAGGCGGGUGUAUUUUACUCGAUUUCCCAUUCGAAGAAAAAGGAAAAUUUCAUCGGUAGAGAAGCGCUAGAGAAACAAAAGAAAGAUGGGCUCAAGAAGCGGUUGGUACUGUUUCAUCUCGAGGACAUAGAUCCUGACAAGGAUGUUUGGCCCUGGGGAGGCGAACCGAUCUACCGCAAUGGUAAAUAUUGCGGUAAUGUCACUUCGGCAGGAUACGGCUUUGCUUCAGAGAGACUAGUGUGUCUUGGGUACAUAAGCCGACCAUCCGGCGAUGAAAGCAAUGUGAUUAGCACCGAGUUUAUAAUGGACAAAAAUGCAAUCUAUAACAUUGACCUUGCAGGUCGACUGUUUCGAUUAACUCAGCACAUACAUCCAAAAGCAGCACUUGCCAAAGUGAUCGCCGAGCGGGAAUUAGCGAAAACCUAUCGUCCGACAGUGUUGAAAUUCAAAAAGCAGUUUGAAGCUUGAUUUCUACAACUUUUGUUUAAUUUGAAAUGUGAUAUAAAUUUAGUACCUACUUCGUUUUAAAAAGAUUGACUUAGAAAAAAAAUUAUAGAUUAAUAUUUUAGAACAGUAUUGACAAACAUAUUUAAAAACUAAGCUAAAAUUGUUCCAAAAACAUAAUUUUACAUUUGGUGUGUAUAUCAAAAAGCAGUUUGUUUUAUAAUUUUGUUUUGUGUAUAUAUGUGCAGUGGUGUGCGAAAAAAUAAAUAGCAACGUCACUAAAUUAAUGUUAAAUAACAAAUUCCGGAUACAAAAAUACAUAAAACACCAUGAAAAA
This is a messenger RNA of Uranotaenia lowii, 3169 nucleotides long. RefSeq names its product pyruvate dehydrogenase phosphatase regulatory subunit, mitochondrial-like. Gene Ontology annotation, cellular component: cytoplasm; mitochondrion; mitochondrial matrix. Lineage: Eukaryota; Metazoa; Arthropoda; Insecta; Diptera; Culicidae. The coding region runs from base 217 to 2856 and encodes 879 amino acids. Gene Ontology annotation, molecular function: protein binding; oxidoreductase activity. The transcript is spliced from 6 exons. The record is from RefSeq and is a predicted model, not a curated record.